Molecule: messenger RNA, 4250 nt
Organism: Equus caballus (horse)
Lineage: Eukaryota; Metazoa; Chordata; Mammalia; Perissodactyla; Equidae
Gene: GCA
Product: grancalcin
Molecular function (GO): calcium ion binding
Source: RefSeq, a predicted model, not a curated record
CUCCAGGAGGGGGCGGUCUCGGGGAAGCGAAAAGUGUGGUAAGCGUGCUUUCAGCCUCACCUGCAAAAGCACCUGUUCCGGCGCCGUUCUUCCGCAGGGCGGACGCGGCCUCGAAGGGGCACGGGGAACGCUCGCGCGGCUCGUCAUGGCCUACCCGGGAUACGGAGGAGGGUUUGGAAAUUUUAGUGGUCAGAUGCCAGGAAUGCAGAUGCAAAUGGGACAGCCAGUGCCAGGAACAGGGCCAAACAUGCUCCCUGGUGGAUAUUCUGGGUACCCAGCAUAUUCAGACAGUUAUUCCUCAGCGGGAGACCCCAUGUGGACUUACUUCACUGCUGUUGCUGGACAGGAUGGUGAAGUGGAUGCUGAAGAACUCCAGAAAUGUUUGACACAGUCUGGAAUCACUGGAACUUAUUCUCCCUUCAGUUUGGAAACCUGCAGAAUUAUGAUUGCCAUGUUGGAUAGAGAUUACACAGGAAAGAUGGGAUUUAAUGAAUUCAAAGAACUUUGGGCAGCUCUUAAUGCCUGGAAGCAAAACUUCAUAACUAUUGAUCAAGAUCAGAGUGGCACAGUAGAGCAUCAUGAAUUGAAUCAAGCUAUUGCUGCUAUGGGUUAUAGAUUGAGUCCUCAAACAUUAACUGCUAUUGUUAGACGUUAUAGCAAGAAUGGCAGAAUCUUCUUUGAUGAUUAUAUUGCUUGCUGUGUGAAGCUUCGAGCAUUGACAGAUUUCUUUAGGAGAAGAGACCACUUGCAACAAGGGGUUGUGAAUUUCAUAUAUGAUGAUUUUUUGCAGGGCACUAUGGCAAUUUGAAUAUUUAGAAUUUGAAAGGUGAAGAAAUACUGUGAAUUUUUCUGCUUGGAAGAGACAAACUGGAUCACUUUGAAUUAACACUUUUGGAGCUUUUCCAUAUUCCUACUUGUUAAAUCUUUUUCCUUUCUAUGUGUUUUUGCUUUAGCACACAGUUCAAAGCAAUAAAAGAGAUGUUUUUGUAUUUGGGAUAUUAUUGCUUUUGGAAAAGUUAUCACUCUACAGCUAUCUGCAUAAUGUCAUAAAAUAUUGGUAUGAUUAAUUUAUAUAAAUAUCUCUUAGCCUUAAUUUUUAAUAAUAUACACCUAGAGGAAUGUACUUACGAGAUAGAUUAUAUAAGAAGCCAAAUGAUCAAAGCCUAGAUAAAACUAAUUUAUACUUAUCUGAAAGUUACAAAUCAUGCAUUGAAAUUUUGUUUGUAGUUGUUGGUGUUUCAGGGUGAACUAGAAGGAGAAUCCUGGAUUUUGUGCCAUAUUCGUAAUAGGGUUUGUUCUUUGAUCACAUAAUCAGAGAACAGAAUCUUCAUGGGUCUUUGUGUUGAAGAAAAUUGUAGUUCCUAAAAUUUUAUUUUAAAUUGCCUUAGGUGGACCAUAAAAUAAUCAAUAAUGAAAUAAGACUAUAGGAGGCAAUAUCUUUUCUUUUUUGCAUUUUAUAUUUUUCUUCAAUAUGUUUUGUUGUCUCCUAUGGAAAAAAGGUUCUUAAUAAACAACUUUUCUCUCUGCACUUUAUUUUGUUAGUGAAGACAUAGAAAACCUGAAAUGGCAUCUUUCUCUAAAUCUAGAUUUUUCUGGAAAUGACAAAUUUUUAAUGAAAAGUCAACAUUUAAAUUUGUUCUGUUAAGCUGCAUUGUUGUGUAUACAUAAUGCCAACUGUUUACAAAGUUAAAAAAAAGUAGAUAAUCUACCACUCUGUUUAAAUUUUCAGAAAUUACAAAUUUGUCUUUCUUGACAACAUUAGCUGGUGGUUUUGGCAUUAGUAAACCAGUAAGUCUUUUAAAAUUCCUUUGAGCACAUCUGUGUAAUGUGGGGUACUGCACACGGUAGGCACCAUGGUGACAUUUCUGAGUGAUAUUGCUAUGGAAAUUGCAAAGUGGAGUCACCAGAUCCUUAGCAUUUAAAAUCCCUAGUUAUAAGCUGUUAUAAUUAAUCCAGCCCCUUUCUUGGGAGACACCCUAAGUUUUUCUUAAUGAAGAUUUAAUAAACCACAUAUUUUUCUUAUACUGUAACUGAAUAUCUUCUAGCUUAAAGGUGAAUACAAAUUGACAUAAUUUUAGUAUGGCUGAUGACCAAAUUAAUCUAUAAUUUUUAUAAAACUCUGCAUUUCUUAAAGAAUGAAUGGCACUGUCCUGGAAAGGGAAGUUCCCCCUUCUACCCUUCUUGUGUUCUUACGGCUAGACUAAUAGUAAAAUUUACACAAGACCAGAUUAACAGGAGAAAAACCCCGUUUAAUUACGUGUGCACGGGAGAGUUAUGAAAAUGAUGCUUGGUGAGUGAACGAAGCAGGCAGUGUGUAUAUCUUUUACACAAAAACCAAUAAAUUUGUGAGGAAUUGACAGGAUAAAGAAACUUAGGUUUGAGGUAUGUGAUUAGUGAGGAAGUUAAACAGAGUUUAGGCUGCAGACAGUGAAUUAACAAGGUUUGUUUCUGCAGGCCUCUGAGCCCUGUAUCCCCCAGCUCUGGCGAUAAGGAUGUAGGGAGAGUGCCUUUCACCUGGGAGAUUGAUUUCCUGCUUUCAGAGAGACAAGGGAGGGUCCCAGUGCUCUUCCUGUACUGGUUGCUUCUCGAGCGACUUGAAUUCAAAAUAAUACGCCAUUGUGGAAUAUUUUGAGGCCGCCUGUCCUGGGCCCCAACAGCAGUAUCUUGAAGAAAACUUUUUAUAAACUUACGGAAUUUUAAAUCAACCUUCACUUUAAAAAAUCCUGGAAAGGAAGUAAUGUAUAGUCAUUUUGACAUUGAUGAUUUUAUAUAAUUAGCCGUCAAAUUCAUUUGGUCACUUUUAUAAAAAUAUGUGAAUAAAUAAUUCAUAUAACUUUGUCCUCUGGCUGUUAAUUUCUUUUCAGGAACAUAUAUUUGAUAAUGUGAGAGGAUGUUAACUGAGCCAUAAAAAAUACAGAAUUCUGAUUAGAAGUGCUGUAGGCAAAAGCUAAUGUAAACACACUGUGUAUCGUUUACGUUGAAUAAUGGUGAUAAUGUGACACAGCAGCCUGGAGUCAACCUCCAGCUUAAAGCCAGUCCAGCUACUGUAUUAUUCUGAGGUCAGUUAUAAUUUUUCUUACUAAGAGACUUGUGGUUGAGGUAAAACUUGAAAAAUGGCAUAUGGUAUUAUUCAUAUAAGUUUCUGCCAAAUAACACUUUGUAUUAGAACUCUUUGCACAAUUCUCUAACUCAUCCUUUUCCAAAGAUGUUCCUGUGACUUUUGGUCAUAGGAGAUCUGUGAAAAAGGAGUUUGCAUGUCCAAACAUAUCUGGGAAAUUCCCAUGCUCCUCAGGGAGCUGGAUAAAGCCUAAGGUACAUAAAAUCCUAUUUAAUUUUACUUGACCGAGUUUUUUAUGAACUUUUUUGACUACAGAACCCCUUUCCCUAGCAAAACUAAUGUUCUGUGCCAAUCCAACUUAAUUGUCAGACGAUUCUUUUGCACUUUACAUUAAAUAAAUAAUCUUAUAAACACCUUAGGCAUACGCAAUAUUUUACUGGGAUUUUUGUACUGAAAUGCAAUUCACUUUUUUGAUGCUUUUAAGAUAAUUGAUGUAACAAGCAUCCAUUACUAAAGUAAAAAUUAAAUCGUUUUAUGAUGGACAUGACUGGAAUAUGAAUGGAGUAUGGUAGCUUGUACUGGUUAACUCACACCCAGUUUUCUUAUGAUGAUGUAAAUUAUUGAAUAAUGUACACUUCAAUGUCUAAGUGCUUUUAUUUAUACAGUAAACGUUUCCAUGUCAUUUUGAGAUUUUUUUAAUAAACAUUCAAAUAGCUUGCUGUGAAGUUUUGUAUCAUACAAAAUCUGUUACAUAUAUAUUAUGAGAUGCUUCAGUUCAAAUAACAGUGCAAUAAUUCAUCUCUGCCAAAAACACUGCCAAAUGAUUAAAUGCCAGCUAUUGCAGCUCCAUUUCGAGUGGCAGUUUACACAUUGUAAAUGACAUUAAGGGGAAAUCAAUACUAUUAGAAUCUUAAUUUGGUCCACUUUGAAUGUAAUUUCAAGGACUGUGCUCAUUUUAUCUAUUUAAGCAUGCAUGCAGAAACAAAAAAUAAUAAAAAAGGUCAAGUGAUAUGUUUAUUUCCAGAAAAGACAUUUACCUGGAAGAAAGUAGAAUUUAUUAAUGUAAUUUAAAGGCUGUUGAAUUAAAAAAAAUAAUUUGUAAUUAUUUAAGUUAAAUAUACAAAUCAAGUUCGCUUGUAAUUUUAUGGCAUUACUAAACUGGACAAACAAAAUAAAUACUAUUUGUCAAAAA